This is a messenger RNA of Biomphalaria glabrata, 2115 nucleotides long. Its product is annotated as DNA methyltransferase 1-associated protein 1-like. Gene Ontology annotation, cellular component: NuA4 histone acetyltransferase complex; nucleus; Swr1 complex. Gene Ontology annotation, biological process: chromatin remodeling; DNA repair; negative regulation of transcription by RNA polymerase II. The transcript has 15 exons. Bases 450 to 1907 code for a protein of 485 amino acids. Gene Ontology annotation, molecular function: transcription corepressor activity. The record is from RefSeq and is a predicted model, not a curated record. Lineage: Eukaryota; Metazoa; Mollusca; Gastropoda; Planorbidae.
UUAGGAGCUAAAUUUACCUGACCUAUUAUCGCACAAAGUGUUUAUUUUGCUUUUUUUGUUUGUUUACCAGUAAUAGACUAUAGAGAAGAUCUAGAUAGAUUCUAAAUCCAGAAAUUUAUUAUUAAAAAAAUAAAUUAUUCAGAUGUUAAAUAUAGACUAGUCUAGAGUAAGCACCUUGAACUCCUGCAGAAUUACCAGAUAUUCUUUUAAACGAUUCUAAUUCGUCGUAUAGAGUAAUAGAGUAUAGCGUAGUUAAAAGUUAGGCAAUCAAAUUCUGAGUACCGGCACCUAUUUUUUUUACCAAAAAAGCACUAGAUAUACAGUAUAAAUUGCUUAUAUCAUGAGACACCAUGGACUGAUAUAUUGUUAAAAUUUUAAAAAAAUCAGGAUUUAGUAAUAACUUUCUUGACAACCUCUCUAAUAAAGAACCACAUUUAUUUUUUUACAAGAUGGCAUCUAGCAUGGAUGUAAGAGACAUUUUAGAACUGGACACUGGUCAGAUGCAAAAUGAUUUUGUGACCAAAGAAUCUCUUAUGUAUGAUGGCAAAAAAAAAAAAGUUAAAAAACCUGAUGCAAGUAUAAAACGUCCAGAAGGAAUGCACAGAGAAUUAUGGGGCUUACUUCACACUGAUAGUCGAUAUCAAACAGAUGCAGCACCAAUAAUUCCAUCAGACACCAAGCAGGGUUACAAACAGAUGAAAGCUAAAAUUGGAAGCAGCCGAGUGCGGCCUUGGAAGUGGAUGCCAUUUACUAAUGCAGCUAGAAAAGAUGGUGCAGUUUUUUAUCAUUGGGGUCGUGUAGCUGAUGAGGGCAAAGAUUAUCCCUUUGCCCGAUUUAAUAAGAGUGUAGAUAUCCCAGUAUUCUCUGAUCUAGAAUACCAACAACAUUUGCAUGAUGAUAAUUGGACCCGCCAGGAAACCGAUCAUCUGUUUGAGCUGUGUAGGCGGUUUGACCUGCGCUUCAUUAUUGUACAUGACCGUUGGGACAGAGAGAAGUAUAAGGAACACAGUGUGGAAGAUCUGAAAGAAAGAUAUUAUAAUAUCUGCAACACACUAGCCAAGGUACGUGCACCACAAGGAGCAGAGCCCAAAAUCAAAGCUUUUGAUGCAGAGCAUGAGAGAAGGAGAAAAUCUCAGCUUACAAAACUGUUUGACAGAACACAAGAGCAGGUGGAAGAGGAGGAGUUUUUGAUUGGUGAACUGAAAAAAAUUGAACUUCGAAAGAAAGAGCGUGAGAAGAAGCAGCAAGAUUUACAGAAGUUGAUCACUGCAGCAGAUACCAAUGCAGACAACAGGAAGGCUGAGAGGAAAAACACUAAAAAGAAAUUACAGGCCAGAGAAAUAAAAGAUGGUGGAAUCUUGGCAGCACCUGAACCAGGUGGGAUCAAGUUCCCAGACUUCAAAGCUUCGGGUACCAGCUUGCGAAGUCAGAGGAUGAAGCUCCCAGCAACCAUUGGCCAAAAGAAAACAAAAGCAAUUGAACAAGUAUUGGAAGAGCUUGGACUUGAGUUCAACCCGAUGCCAACAGAUGAAAUAGUCAACACUUUCAACAUGCUGCGUCAAGAUAUAGUCUUACUUUACGAGCUUAAGCUAGCCAUGUCCACAUGUGAAUAUGAACUUCAGACCCUCAAACACAGACAUGACCAACUCAUAGCAAACAGAAAUGGAGGGAGCUCACUCUCAAGUUACCUACAGUCUUCAGUUGUCAAAGAACCCGACACACCCACAAUAUCCAUGGAUGAUGGGGCUGGUGAAAGUAGUCAGGACGGUUGCGCCAUGUCUCCAGCUAAACGGAAGCUGUUAAUGGAUACUAUUGAUGUAGUAGGCACAGCAUCUACUCCAAGUAAAAAACGUAAAGCUGCCAUUGAGCAAAGUCAAGUUCUGAAGAAGAUCAAGCAGAAGAUGUAAACAAAGCAAUUCUUCAAAUUUGGCAUUUUGCAUUUACUGUUGUAAUUAUGUUUUGUGUUUGUUAGUGUAAGCUGUGCUUAAAUUUUGUGUAAUUGACUCAAUGAGGGGAUGAAUGGAGAUGUUGUCAGGUUUGGUCUGGAUGCAUUCUUUGUUCGUGGCAUUGAGUGAUAUUUUUUUAAAACAUAUAAAAUCAAUUUAAUAAUCCCUA